AUGGACAGGUGUCACCUUGAAGAAGCCGCGUCUUCGAACACCCAUUUCAUGAUAGAUAGCCCGGGCUUCUCCUUGAUCCGUCGGCGCUCUUUACUUACGCGUCCUGGGAUCGCCACGAGACGACCAGUAAGAGGUGCGGCUCGUCGAUGCCCGUCACCAAUUGGACAAGAGCUAGGGUUCCCGCUCCGCUGUACAGACGAGCCGCCUCAGCUAUUCCAGUGGCCACUGAUAGAUUGCGAGGAUACUGUGUUGCAACACACUAAUUCGCUUGCUGAGGUUCGCCCGCCAACGCCUGGUGACUUCGGGUACACCCAUUUGGGAGCCCUUAAGCUGGGAUCUUUAAGGGUAGUGAACGGCUCAGCUUCCCCCUGUCCCAGCGACCGAAGCCGACUCAGGCCAAACAGUCCGACUCAGGACAGCAGCGCCAUACAUACAGCAGAGCUACGUUGGAGCAGAGAUCAUUUGACUCAAGAUAAUCCAUCUGUGAUUGCUACAUCAAGUUCCCCGGACAUGGAUGACUAUCAAAUCGGACCUGAAGAAAUUCGGGGCCCUGCGGUCCCAGUCUCGGAGUACACCGGUGCCGAUAGCCCCAACGGGGUAUUAGCGAACAACGGGAAUGUGCCGAGUUUCCUUAUAAAUACGCCGCCUAUGUCUAUCGUACAGAUCCCAUCAUCUCCCGACAUUAUGCGAUACGAAGAUUUCCCGACAAGUCCAUUCUCUUUUGAGCAAUCGCCGGUUAUCGCAACAUCCCAUGGAUUCUAUGCUAAGGAAGUGGAAGACGAAGCUAUAUAUGUAUCUGACGAGGAAACCCCCUUAGACUUCAUGAGGGAGACUUGUCAAGAAGUUCCCCACCCGAGAAGGGUUUCGCAUUCGCACAGAAAAGUAGAUAGUGGGUACAGCUCAGCUGCAUCAGUUCGCUCUCUACAAGACAAUCGCACUAGGGCUUCUCUUGAUUCUCAAGAAUCAAUACAACAGCCUUCAGGAUAUCGCAGGUUUACACUCGGAGGCACUGAGUUGUGCAAUGUAGAAAAUCACUCGGGGAUGAGCCAGCAGCUUCCUAUCUACCGCCACCUAAGGGUCUCCCAUGGUUGGUCAACAAACAUGGCAACAAUGUGCCAUGAGACACCACAGAUAUCGACCAGCAGUCGCCCAAGAAGCUUGUCCACUGCUUCGCCACAACGCUCUGGUCACACGGUGUCCCUUUCCCGCCUCACUUCCUUCAAACGCAUACCAGCCACAAUUCUAACAGCCAACGAUACCAUAUCCGACGAACAGCUCUAUGAAAGUUUCGCAACCCAUAAUGCAAGACUCAGCUAUGGCCGCGACGCAGGUUUAGAGAAUUCGAACCAAAGGACAGCUGACGCUGGUCGUAACAGCGACUAGUCUUACCAGUUCAACCCACGUCGGUCAAAUCCUUGGGGGGGGGUUGGUAUCGUCAAGAAAACUCCGCAUCUGGCGCAUGUCAGCAAAACAGCAAAACCAACCUGAUCUGUACGCGGUAGAAUCACCUUUAAUCUAUCGUUCAUCCCUUUGUUCUUUAUUUUUCAUUUGGGGAAAGGGAUUGUGUUUGUGUGGCGUUAAUAUAUUGUCAAAAGUCUCACUGCGUGAGGUUUUUGGCUUGCUUUUGGAUAUACCCGUGUCGAUGACUUUUGUUACUAAAGCGCUAUUGUUCCAAUCUUCCAUCUUACUACUGUUUUCAAUGGGCAGUCAAGCAACUCAUACCCCAUCAAUUUUAGUUUUUUAUUUUUUUUUGUCCCCUUCUCUUUGCUGCCCUUUCCCUAAUUUCUAAUAUGGAGAGAAAGACACAUGAACUGUGCGGCCCAUAUUCACCAAAAGCUUUUUGUUUUUUAACUUGGCGUUCUUUUCUUUCUUUCGUAUAUCCCUCUCUCGCAUUCUCUCUGUAGAUACCAUUUCACGAUGCGAAGGGGGCCCAUAAGUGUGAGCUUCGAAAUAAGAGACACGGGGCAACAUAGCGGUGAAGCAAUGUUUAGCAGUUGAAUACUAUAGUGGUGCACUGCAUGAGUAGGACAUUCCGAAGGUAGCGGUCGACAAUUCACAUAU
This is a messenger RNA of Aspergillus pseudotamarii, 2061 nucleotides long. RefSeq lists its product as uncharacterized. The record is from RefSeq and is a predicted model, not a curated record. The transcript has 4 exons. NCBI's taxonomy places the organism in Eukaryota, Fungi, Ascomycota, Eurotiomycetes, Eurotiales, Aspergillaceae. Bases 1 to 1383 code for a protein of 460 amino acids.